AUGGGAGCCCUCCCCCUCCCCCCCCCAGCCUCUCCGCCGCUGCGCGCCAGGCCAGACCGGACCCGCUGGGCGCUGCUGGGCGGGCGGCUUCGGCCCGGGAGCACCUACGAGGCGAUGUGGCUGGAGUCGCGGGCGGAGCUGGCCGAGCUGCUGGCGCAGGAGCUGCCGGCGGAGCCGCGCAAGGCCGAGCGGAACGCGGCGGUCUUCUGGCAGGAGCUGGCCACGCUCUUCGUGCGCUACCUGCGGACGGCGCGGCGCCUGGAGGCCUGCUACGACCAGGCCGUCCAGCCCCAGAAGCGGCCCCUCCUGCGCCGCCUGCUCGACGUGGUGCUGGGCCGCCUGCUGGAGCUCAAGCGCGACCUGGUGGCGCUCCACCUCUCCGAGUACCACGACCUGGACCACGUCCUGCAGCAGCUCCACCUCGGCCCGGCCGACCUGGAGGUGCCCAUCCCGCGCUACUUCCUGCUCGAGCGGGCCAAAGUGCUGCAGGAGCGCCGGGAGGUGCUGGCCGAGAUCCUGGCCCGGACGGCGCCCUGCAAGGUGGCGGCGGCGCCGCGGCCGUCGAUGCCGCGCGAGGAGGCGGUGCGCCUGAUCCAGAUGGCCGAGCGGAUGCGCCAGGGGCGGCUGCGCGCUCGCUUCAUGCGCGAGAUCCGGCGGGACGAGGAGCGCGAGCGGAAGGCGCGCGAGAGCGGCCAGAGGGAGCCCGACCGGGUCCAGGCCGCCCUCUGCAUCCAGAAGGUGUGGAAGGGCUGCUUGCAGCGCCGCCUCACCGUCGUCGCUCGGCAGCAGGAGAUGGCCUUCAUCGGCAUGGCGCUGGAGCCGCAGGCGGCGGUCACCGCUCCGGCCACCCUUCGGGCGCAGCUCGGGGAAGAGUUCCGGCGCUUGCGCCAGGCGGACUACGAGACCGAGUACCGGCAGGCCCUGGACAGUAUCCGUGACUCCGUCUACGAGGUGGAGGGACCGAGCAUGCGCGAGGAGAUGAAGGCGCAGCUCCGGCAGUGGUUCAUCGAGUGUCGGGAGCUGACCGGCCGCUUCCCUGACUUCCCCGAGCAGGAGAUUGGCGGCUCCAGCGUCCUCUUUGCACAAAGGAGUCCAGAGGAGGUGAAGGCGGAGCUGGAUCUGGCAGAAAUCAAGGUAGAAAAGAAGAAGGGCAAAGGAAAGGAGGCCGAGAAGAAGAAGAAAGGGAAGGAGCAGCCAAAGGAGGCCGAAAAGACCAAAGCGAAGAAGAAAGAGGAAGACGAGGGGCUGAAGCUCUCCCCUUCCAAGUUUCUGACUGCCCUCGACCAAGGCUACAGGGAGUACACAGCCUUGUGGAACGACCCAGACGAGGUGGUCAACUUUGAACAGCGCUAUGAAGCGGAGCUCAUCAAGGCUGAGAUGCAGAAGGAUGUGGAGACAGAGAUUCGGCUGCAGGUGGAUGAGUUGAUGCGCCAGGAGCUUCGGCACCUGAGGCUGGCCGUGGACAUGGAAGACAUCAAAGCUGGGAAGCCCCCCAAGCCCAAGAAGAGUGCCAAGCAGCAAAAAGGGAAGAAAGGCACCAAGGAGAAAGACCUCACCCCUGACAGGACCAUCGACUCUCUCUACGAAGAGCUGGUGCUUCAAGGCAUCAUUAUCAAGCCUCCCAAAGUGCAGUUGUCCGACUACUCGGGAGACUACUGCUACUUGGGUACCACCUUACGCCAGGCGGAAAUUGAACCAAUACCCUCUAUGCUAGAUGUGCGACAGAACAUAGCUCUAUAUGCCAUCUUGCCUCUUGGCUCUCCAACUGUGCAUGAGUUGGCUCCCCUGGUGAGGUCGGUCCUUCUUGCGGGCCCCCCCGGCACAGGGAAGAAGAUGCUGGUUCAUGCCGUGUGCACUGAGACGGGUGCCAACCUCUUCGACCUCUCGCCAGGCAACCUGGCAGGGAAGUACGCGGGCAAGAGCGGCCUUCAGAUGAUGCUGCACCUGGUCUUGAAGGUGGCCCGCGCCCUCCAGCCUUCUGUCCUCUGGGUAGGGAAUGCUGAGAAGACUUUUUACAAGAAAGUCCCCAGAGAGGAGAAGGAGCUGGACCCCAGGCGGCUGAAGAAGGACCUGCCAAAGGCCCUGAAUCUGCUGACAGCCGCAGACCGGGUGCUGCUGCUGGGCACGACCACCCGGCCCUACCUGGCAGACGUCAAGGGUCUCUGCAAGACCUACGAGAGGAUCCUGCUCAUCCCCCGCCCAGACUAUGCCUCCCGCUACAUCACCUGGCAGCGGCUCAUCCAGAAGCGAGGCGGCGUCCUGGCCGGCUCCCUGGACCUCAGCGCCCUGGCCAAGGUGUCCGAUGGCUACAGCCAAGGCAGCAUGGCGCUGGCCGUGCAGGCGGUGCUGAGCGAGAGGCGUCUCCUGCAGCUGCCCAAGCGGCCGCUGGCUGCCAGCGAGUUCCUGCAGAUGUUGGCCAGGGCAGAGCCCGUCUACCCAGAGGAGGAGGCCCUGCUCCAGGACUGGUACGCCAAGACUCCCCUGGGCAAGAAGAAGCUGCUGGCUGAGGAGGAGAAGCGGAAGGCAGCUGAGAUGAAAGGGAAAGAGAAGAAGAAGAAGAAAUAGGGUGGUGGAAGGGGAGGAGGAGGCUGCUCUGGGCUGCAGCAUAAAUGGGGGCCUGCCAAUCAAGCUGGAGUCUGUCUGUGUG
Messenger RNA from Sphaerodactylus townsendi, 2647 nucleotides. It is a transcript of the gene DRC11L, whose product is annotated as IQ motif containing with AAA domain 1 like. The record is from RefSeq and is a predicted model, not a curated record. Bases 1 to 2565 code for a protein of 854 amino acids. Gene Ontology annotation, molecular function: ATP binding; ATP hydrolysis activity. The transcript has 19 exons. NCBI's taxonomy places the organism in Eukaryota, Metazoa, Chordata, Lepidosauria, Squamata, Sphaerodactylidae.